Molecule: messenger RNA, 405 nt
Organism: Chondrus crispus (carragheen)
Lineage: Eukaryota; Rhodophyta; Florideophyceae; Gigartinales; Gigartinaceae
Exons: 1
Coding region: 1-405 (134 amino acids)
Source: RefSeq, a predicted model, not a curated record
AUGUCCAGCCUUCUGUUAUGGUACAGUAUUUGCCAUGGUGAGUCUCUCGCCUCCGCCUUGUCGGUGGAAUAUUCAUGUCACACAGUAAAAAAACGACUCAUCGUACAUGCUCGACGCAAACAAGCCCGCCUCUCCCUGACAACAUUUCCAACUUGUCCCCCGCAUCUCGAUCCCCCCUCUCAGCCGCCAUUCGAUACAAUCUCUCAGCCUCCCUCGCAUCAGCUUGCACGUCCACGUCCCCAUUCUCCAACAGCUCACCCAAGUUGUACAUCGCCCGCGCAUCCCCCUUCUCCACCGCCUGGCGAUACAACGCGACGGCAGCCGGGGCGUCCUUCUGCACUCCCUCUGCCCCUUGCUCCAACAGCACGCCCAGAUUGUUCAUCGACCUCACAUUACCCCGCUUGA